Molecule: messenger RNA, 9096 nt
Organism: Cercocebus atys (sooty mangabey)
Lineage: Eukaryota; Metazoa; Chordata; Mammalia; Primates; Cercopithecidae
Gene: CDK15
Product: cyclin-dependent kinase 15
Exons: 12
Coding region: 1197-2699 (500 amino acids)
Biological process (GO): protein phosphorylation
Cellular component (GO): cytoplasm; cytosol; nucleus
Molecular function (GO): ATP binding; cyclin binding; cyclin-dependent protein serine/threonine kinase activity
Source: RefSeq, a predicted model, not a curated record
GAUAAAACAAGUUUAAUGGUCUUUGAGCAAGUAUUCUUCCUUUUCUUCUUUUUUUUUUUUCACAAAAUAUCUCUAGAUUGAAUCUUGGAAUUGACUUAAGUCUCUUGUGGCAAUUUUGAAAUGAAAAAAUACAUAAAUACAUGCUCAUAAUUAAAUUACCUGAACAUUUUAAAAAACCAUCAUGAGGUUCAAAUAUCAAAUAUUCAUAAAUAUUGUUGUGAUGAUAGACAUGACUCUUAUUUUUUCCCUUAAUAAUGAUUGAAUGUUUAUAUAUCCUCCAUUCUGUCUCACUCUAUGAUUAGUACAUUAUAGUGGCAAUAAUCUUAGGAAUCUAACAGAGAAAAAUGUUGCAUUUGAAGACUACAGACGGCAAACCAAUUUGAGCCAGGUUACUUGACAUGUCGUGCUAUUAUUAUAGUACUUUACAUAUAGUAAACAUUAAUUACAUAUAUGUGUAAGGAAGCAAGAAAAGAAGAAAGUAUUUCAUUCAAACUCCUCUCUCUCCAUCACCAUUGGCUGAUAUCAUCAUUUGUAUAGUUAAGAACAACACAGGCACUCACCACAUAGUUUUUGAAUAAAUGAAUGAAUGGCAACCCUUCUAAGACUAUUGGAUACACUAUUGUUUGAAGGCAAAGAGAUAGAGUAGAUAUCUUCAACUUUUUUCCUGUCUUAUGAUUCUGUGGUUUCUAUGACUACUAAAAGUUAGCUAGGUAGAAAAUUUGUUUUAAAGUCUGAAAACCAAAAUGCUUUCAGAUAAAAGGCAGGGAGAAAAAUAGUCUUCAACAUGUCCACUUUAGCACCAGGAAAACCUAAUAUCAAUAUCACUAUCAAUGAUAUCAUAUAAACAUCAUUACAUUGAUGAGCAAUGUCAAUCCCUAAAAACUAUGUAUACUAAUAGCACUAACUUGUGGCCAGAACAAGAACCUUAACUGUGCCAAAUUUUAUUCUAUUCAAUAGCAGCUGCCUCGUUUUCAGUUGUGCACAUCUGAAUGCAAGCAAUCCCUGUCUGAUGUGGAGUUUCUUGCACUCAUAAGGAAAAACUGCUGAAGUUGUGAGGCUGCUCCAGGCAGAGUCAUCAUGUGAGUCAUAUGAAAGCUCCACACUGCUGACCUCUGGCAAAAAGGGAGAGAACAAGGAUAGGAGAGGCAGUGGGGGAAAGGUUCAAGUGCGGGUUUUCUCCUUGAACCUAGAAGAUUAUGGGUCAAGAGCUGUGUGCAAAGACUGUACAGCCUGGAUGCAGCUGCUAUCGUUGUUCAGAGGGAGGCGAGGCACACAGCUGUCGGAGGAGUCAGCCUGAGACCAUGGAGGCUGCGUUCAAGCUAACAGACCUAAAAGAAGCAUCAUGUUCCAUGACUUCAUUUCACCCCAGGGGACGUCAGGAUGUCCGUGCCCAGAAGUUCAAGAGUAAAAGGCCACGGAGUAACAGUGAUUCUUUUCAGGAAGAGGAUCUGAGGCAGAGUUUUCAGUGGGUGAGUGAGCAGCUGAUGUUGAUCAAGAAGAAUUUAAUGUGUGCUUGUCUAGGGAGGCCGGCCCUUAUGUCCAGGGCAAUUACUGAGCGAGCCUUCCCAAGUCUGCUCUGGAAAUGCUGUCUAAUUUCCCUGGAGAAAAAAGUCAACACUAAAAAAAAGUGCUCUUUCUCUCUUGCCUUUCACCCACUCCUUUUCCCCAUUCCCCUAAAGCAGAGGAAGAGCCUCCCUUUUGGAGCAGCCUCAUCUUACUUGAACUUGGAGAAGCUGGGUGAAGGCUCUUAUGCUACAGUUUACAAGGGGAUUAGCAGAAUAAAUGGACAACUAGUGGCUUUAAAAGUCAUCAGCAUGAAUGCAGAAGAAGGAGUCCCAUUUACAGCUAUCCGAGAAGCUUCUCUCCUGAAGGGUUUAAAACAUGCCAAUAUUGUGCUUCUGCAUGACAUAAUCCACACCAAAGAGACACUGACAUUCGUUUUUGAAUACAUGCACACAGACCUGGCCCAGUAUAUGUCUCAGCAUCCAGGAGGGCUUCAUCCUCACAAUGUCAGACUUUUCAUGUUUCAACUUUUGCGGGGCCUGGCGUACAUCCACCACCAACACGUUCUUCACAGGGACCUGAAACCUCAGAACUUACUCAUCAGUCACCUGGGAGAGCUCAAACUGGCUGAUUUUGGUCUUGCUCGGGCCAAGUCCAUUCCCAGCCAGACAUACUCUUCAGAAGUCGUGACCCUCUGGUACCGGCCCCCCGAUGCUUUGCUGGGAGCCACUGAAUAUUCCUCUGAGCUGGACAUAUGGGGUGCAGGCUGCAUCUUUAUUGAAAUGUUCCAGGGUCAACCUUUGUUUCCUGGGGUUUCCAACAUCCUUGAACAGCUGGAGAAAAUCUGGGAGGUGCUGGGAGUUCCUACAGAGGAUACUUGGCCGGGAGUCUCCAAGCUACCUAACUAUAAUCCAGAAUGGUUCCCGCUACCUACGCCUCGAAGCCUUCACGUUGUCUGGAACAGGCUGGGCAGGGUUCCUGAAGCUGAAGCCCUGGCCUCCCAGAUGCUGAAAGGCUUCCCCAGAGACCGCGUCUCCGCCCAGGAAGCACUCGCUCACGAUUAUUUCAGCGCCCUGCCAUCUCAGCUGUACCAGCUUCCCGAUGAGGAGUCUUUGUUUACAGUUUCAGGAGUGAGGCUCAAGCCAGAAAUGUGUGACCUUUUGGCCUCCUACCAGAAAGGUCACCACCCAGCCUAGUUUAGCAAACGCUGAUGAAAAGAAAGGGCGAGAUCACCAAGGUUCUUCCAGGUAAGUGAUUGCAACAGUGAGGUUCCUUAUGGACAAAAUUGAAAUGCAAUUGGUGCCAAGUGGAGAGGACAUUGCUCAGGGAUUCAGAGCACCUCUGUGCUGUUUCUAGUUCUUCCUCGCCAACUCUAGGACAGGUGGCCUUGCUUCUUCAGGCCUCCAUUGCCUGGGCUGGGCAAAGAGAAUAAUUACAUGCGUUGCCUGUCUCUUCCACUCCUGGAGCAGGGAUAAAGUUCCUAAGACAGAACUUCUAAGCUUCCUCAUCAGUGUGAAAUCUUCAGCUGACACAGCUGGGAUGAAGGAUUAGAACUGUUUUCCCUUAACUAGGGAGUUCUCACUGUCAACUGACGGGGCAAAAUUUGUCCUGAUAAGGGUAACCAACUGUCCAAGUUUUCCCCAAGACCAAGGGGUUUCCUGGCUGUAGGAUGCUCAGUACUAGAAUUGGCACAGUCCUGGGUAAACCAGGAUGGUCGGUCACUUUUGUGGCACAAAUUACCUUCCAGGGUAAUCUUGAGUAGGAAGGGGUGCUGUGAAUGAUUUUCCCAAAGCCACUAUACCCCUUAAAUGAGUACUGCUAGCAGGCACAGGAAGCCAGGUGGGACAACUCCAAAAGUCACCAUAGUAUAGACAACCCUGCAGAUGUCUCAAGAGCACUUCCCAUACUGGGGCUUCCAUGAUGGUAGAUGGAAUCAAGAUAGAGGAAUCAAGGUAGAGCCCACAUGCAGAGCCUGCCAGCCAGCCUGCCCGCCCGUUAGGUGACCCUGGCUAUAUUCCAAACCACAAGCAUUAUCCUAUGAUUUGGCCACCCAUUUGACAACCACAGCUUGGCCAUAUUUCCCAGGGGCCUAGAUGGUAACCACUGGCAUCUCCCUACACACCCCCGAACACUAUCACUCACAUGGCUGGAUUCACUCUUCAUUCUUUCUUUUGAUCUCUAUCUUUGGCUGUCACGAUUUAAAGGCAUAUACACGUUAAAGAUAUCUGCUUCCUGGCUCUUCCAAGAUCAUUGUCUUGUCUUCAAAGAGCAGGGAAGUUUUAAAAUUGUAGCUGAUCCUCAGGGCAUUUUAUGAAAUACCUAAGUUUGUAUUUUGACAAUACACAUUUAGAAUUAUAAUUGGUGAUAUAAUAUGGUAUUUCCCAAGCAAAAUAUUCUCUAGAGCAGAGCUUUCACUGUAUAAUUAUUUUAAACCUGCUAGUUACAAGGACAGAAUGAACUUUAGCCACAUUCUGUGAAGUGGAGGGCUUAUCCUUCAUAAAAUUAUCAAAGACACUAAUGGAAAUGGACUCAGAUGGUGGUGCUCCAUUAACAUUAUUAUUAUUUCUAUUGUUGUUAUUUUAUUUUAUUAAGCAACUGGAAGGUAGGGAGAUAACCUUACCUUUCUGAUCUACAGUGACCUUCCACAAAGAAUUGUUACCUGUAGACAUAAAUUGGUUACAAUAGAAAAUCAGUUAAAUGCAGCGUGUCAAGUUUGUGGGCUGCACCAGCAAUUGAAGAAGGGAGAAGGCAGAUUUCGCCUCUGCUGGAGUAAUCUCACGAUGUCCCUAGGCCUUGGUACGAAUAUAAGGAGAUAAAACCGAGAUGAGCCACAAGAGGGAAAAGCUAGAGCAAUUAAACUGUUUAAUAAAUGGCUUGGGAUCAGCAAAAUCUAGAGUGCUAGAGUUAAAGAGACUAAAAGCAGUAAUCACAUGGACACUUGGGGCCUGUAAAUCUUUUCCAGUGAAUUGAAUUUAUGUUAAAAUAUUCACUUUUCAGGAGAGUCAAAAUGUAAAUUGGGAUAUUAGGACUUCGUAACUGGCAGCAAUGCCUCAAAAUUAAGAUUCUUGAAAGAGCUUCAAAAUGUUGGUUUCAGGCAGGGAAGAAAUGUAUACUAAUGUCUACAACAGAGAAAUAGAGGGGAACUAAAAUUUACUGGAUAGAUACUACACACCAGGCAAUACAGUAAGGGCUUUACACCUACUCUUUCAAAGCUCAGCAUGUUUUGAGCAGUCGGUGGUGAGUUACAAUGAUAGUUUAUAGAAUCUAUCUGGAGAUAGAUUCUGAUUAUUUGUAAAGCUUUCUCAGUUCUUAUAACCAGGGUUAAGAUGCUGCCUCCCUUAUGCUUUAUCAUUACCUUUUCUAUUAAGAUAUAUAAUGCCAUCAAUAACUUUGCAAUGUUUAACUAUUUUCCUUCAUCAAUACUCUGUUGUUCAUUAUUUUGAUUGUGUUUAUUUUUCAUUCACUUCCAGGGCUGUAUUUCUGCAGUUUUGAUUUUCAUUUGCUUCAGCCUACUAAGAAGUUUCAAAUAUAACUCCAUACUGAACAAGGGGUUUUAUGCCCUCACCUAUGACCUGGAAUAGUUUAAAUAUGAUGUUCGAGGCAACAGUACAUAAUACUGGAGGAAAACGCAAUGGAAGGUUAUUGCUAUUGUUAUUUGCCUAGAAUUUAAGUGAUUGAUUUUAAAAAAUUAGACAUAAACUAAGAUAGUCUGAGAAGAGGACUUCUGAAUAAUUUCAUUCAUUUUGCCAUUUGAUAAGAGAUUCCUGGGCUAGAAGGUUGAUUUCCCAAAAAGACAGAUAAGAGACUGAUAAUGUGACAAGAAUCUGGAGACAGAGCUGGUGCUUACAGAGACCUGCCACUCCUGUGUUCGCUUACAGUGUCUCCCAGCAAAAGGAUUUCUGUGGCAAAGAGAAAACUAGUCUAAAGUUUAGAAAAGUCUCCAGGGAAGACGGUUUCUUGGAUAACAUUGUCAACAACAGGACUUCCUGAGGACUAUUUAUUAUUAUUUCGUAGGGGGCACUUCCUCACUCACUAAAGUGGAUUAUCAGAGCAUACUACCACUCAACCCAUAUUUUAGGAAUUUGGAUUUGGCUGCUGAUUAGAAUGGAAUUUCAGGCUAUCUCCUCCUACUGAAUCUCAAUUGUCUGUGAUGAUGGCAACAGUGAUGGGGAAUCUAAGCACUGGUUUGAUGGUGGAGAUAUUGAAUAAAUAGAUGGGAGCAGAGUUCCAAAGAUAUAAUUUAAGCCCUGUUAUACCACCACCACCACCACCACACACACACACACACACACCCCUCAAGUAAAAUGAGAGAUCUGUCUUAGCUAACAUGUGUGCCGUUUUAUACAAUGACUCCUUCUAAAAGAAGCCAGGGAAACUCAAAUCACUUCUGUCUAUGGAUCAUCUCAGGAAAUGUAGUAGCCUAGAAACCAGAGACCUCUGUAUAUUCUUUGGAAGAACAAGGAGGAACUAAUUAAGAGAGAAUUAAAAAAUAGUAACUAUCCCCCACCGUCUGAGAUGGGAAAAGGAAAAAGACACAUAGGUAGCCCAAAUCAACCUGCCUGAGUAAGUAUUUGAUUUUAGUAAGGCAUUUGACAAAGCCUGUCCAACUGUACCUGAAAGAUGAAACGGUGUGGGUUGGGUGAUGGAGCAGAUACAUGUACUCAAAUCAUGGUAGUUAUUUAACCCAGAGAAAGGCCAGCUGUGGUGUGCUACAACGUUCAGUCUUGAGUCCUAUUCUGGUCAAAUAUUUUUAUUAAUUACUUGAAUAAAUCAGAGUACUUGGACAACUUAUUCAUACAACUGCUUAGAGUAAGUACUAUUAUUAUUAAUUUAUGACUUCCAUUUCACAAAAGGCGAGACUGAGGCUCAGUGAAGUUAAAUAACUCCUUCAUAGUAGCAUGCCAGACUUAAGAUGCAAACCUCAGACCUGGCUUUCCAAUGUUCCUGAUACCUAUCAAAUUUAGAGAAUAUGUAACUCUUGCAGAGGCAGCUGCUAUUUAGUAUUGGAUCACAAUUCAAAAGACACCUUGCUAGAAGCCAAUGAACAGCAGGCCAAAACAACGCUUAUUUCCAUCAAAUUUCAUCUGACUUAAAUUCUUACACUUUGGGCUACAACUUAAAAAAAAGGCUGUGACUUAGUGGAAAUUGGCACUUUUAAGUACAAUAUGAAUUAAUAGUAUAAUUUCGCUGUCCCCCAAAGAUAAUGCUAGUACCAAUUGAAAGCUCAGGGAUGCUACCGUUGACGCAUCAGCAAGAGUUCUUGAGCAGCUUCACCUGUCCAUCAGUACACUGAGUUCCCACAACAGGAGUGGGAUUCCUCUGCCUCCCUGAAGAUAUGAGAGCUGUAGGAGGGAUUCCCAUGUUGGAGGUUAGAACAGCUGACCUCCAGUGUCCCAUCUAAUUCCAAGAUUCUCCAAUAAUGAGUUUGGAACAGCUGUGGACAGACUAUACUUGGAAUUAUGGUUAGAUACUAUUGCUGCAGGAAUGGAUAGACAAAUUUGGUUUUUUAAAAAUUGAUUUUAUUACGUGGAAGUUGACAGAAUUAUCCUCUUUAUAAUGGAAGAUACAUUAUGCUUAUGCAUAUGCAUAUACAUUAUGCAUAUGAUUAUGCUUGUGCUUCCUUCUUUAAUGGAUUUACCUAUUCAAAAGCUUAAUAAAAAGUAUAAGACUCUAAAACAUUUAAAUCUUUCAUUUCUCAGUUUUAUCAAAUAAACAUUCCUGGAAUUUGUGCAUAUUUUUUCAUCCCAUGUUUUUGUUGUUUCUUCUGUAUAGACAAACACCAGACUUUUAAAAACAUAAUUUAUUUUUGUUCAGUUUGAGGCACUAGUUAUUUUAGUAAUGCUUACUUAGCCACUAGUGCUAUUCACCUAAUAUUUCUGUCUUCCAGGCAUCCAUAAUGCGGUGGCACUUCUUGGCUCUCGCAUGGCUGGAUAUGGCCAUGUGGUUAGUUCUAGCCAAUGAAUUGUGAGGGGAGGUGAUCUGUGUCACUUCUGAGCCAAGCAUUCAUUUGAUUGCCAGCAUAAGACCCUCCAAAUUUCUUUCCUUUUUUUUUUUUGUUGUUUUGUUUUUUGAGAUGGGGUCUCACCAUGUGGCCUAGGCUGGUGUGCAGCAACUAUUCACAGGUUAUGAUCAUCACACACUGCAGCCUCAAACUCCUGGUCUCAAGCAAUCCUCCUACCUCAGCCUCCCAAGUAGCCAGGACUACAGGUGUGCACCACCACAUCUGACUCAAAUUUCUUUUUACUUUUCCCUCGGUUCCAGUGACCAGGAGUGUUUAAGAUGAUCCCAGAAUGAGGAGAUGUAGAAUAGAAUUCCUGGAUGACAUAUGAUGAAGGUGUGGUGGAAGAGAGAAGUAAAACUUUAUUGUUUUAAGCCGCUAAAGUUUAAGAUGAUCCCAGAAUGAGGAGAUGUAGAACAGAGUUCCCGGAUGACAUAUGAUGAAGGUGUAGUGAAAGAGAGAAGUAAAACUUUCUUGUUUUAAGCCACUAAUAUUUUGAGGUUAUUUGUUACUAUAGUGUAACUAGUCUAUCCUGACUGCUACCAGGACACAUAAAACACACACCUGCACUAUCCAACGUGGGAGCUACUAGGAACAUGUGACCAUUUAUAUUUACAUUUGAAUUAAUUAUUAAAUUAAAUUUAAAAAUCAGUUUCUCAGUCAAUGUUCAAUAGCUCUGAGGCUGGUGGCUGCCAUAUUGCAUGAUGCAGCUACAGAACAUUUCUAUUAUUGCAGAAAGUUCUAUUGAACGGUGCUGACAUAGAGUGUCAGGAUUUAUGUGAAAGAUGAUAGUGAUGUCUUCUAACAUUUCUUGAUAUUUUAAGUGUGCAUUUAAUACCACCUUGAAGUUAGUCUCGAAAGGUUUUGCCUUUUAAAAAUAAAAUCUCUGAGAGCCUCCAGUGGAUGCUGGAAGAAAAUAAAUCACUCUGAAAAGUUACGCUUCUUAGAACCAAAUAACUCAGAAGGUCUUUUCCUGAAGGUUACAUUGACAGAGAAGAUGAACACCUUUUGUUUAGUUUUGACACUUUUCAUUAAUAAAUUCCGAGGGCAGUUUUAUUUUGGUCCAUCCUCCCUGAUUUUCUGCAUGUUUUCUACUUCUAACUCUUCUCUAUCCCUAAGUGGGUUGAUGUGCACCUGAUGUAAGAUCUCAUGUGCUCAGUAAUGAAAUCAUCCAAGUUUAUUAUCAUCCUUGUACACAAUUGUUUCUAUUGUAAGAACUAUUAAUAUCAUUGGAUAUUACAAGAAAAUCUUGUAAGUAGACCAAAAUGGAACUAAGAUAUAAAAUAAUCCUUCUCAUUAAUUAUUCAACAAACAUCCAGGCAAUAGAAAUACAAAGAUUAACAGUUUCCCCAAGGAUCAUAUAGUCUAAUGGAGAGUUAGCUUUAAAUAAAUAUAAGAUCCAAUGACAACAUAUCAAUCUACCCUGUCACAGAAGAGAUGAUGUAGGCUUUGUCUUGAAGGGAGAGUGUGCCAGGCAGACAAUUGAAGGGAUAAGAAGAUCCCCAAUGUAAGGGUGUUAUAGAAAGGACAGGAGCUGGGAGAGGUGACAUGAACCUGUAUUUCCAGCUACUCAGGAGACUGAGGUAGGAGGAUCC